Molecule: messenger RNA, 2370 nt
Organism: Anthostomella pinea
Lineage: Eukaryota; Fungi; Ascomycota; Sordariomycetes; Xylariales; Xylariaceae
Source: the annotation of a GenBank genome assembly
AUGCAGUUUCUCCUACUACUCGGUGUCGGCCAGCUCGCCGCGGCGGGUGCCCUCUGGGCUACCACACCUGCUGAUGCUUCCGACAUCAUACGGCAAGCCUACCCCUUAGGUAACGGCCGACUUGGCGUUAUGCCAUUCGGUGAAGCUGGCUCGGAGAAGCUCAAUUUGAACAUCGAUACGCUCUGGUCAGGUGGUCCCUUUGAGCUUGAGGGCUACAAUGGUGGGAAUCCUAACGGUAGCAUGGUGGAUACCUUGAACGACAUCCGGAGUAGUAUCUGGUUCAACGGCACUGGAAAUGACACGCAGCUUUUCGGUGACAUCUCCGGCUAUGGUAGCUUCAAAGCGGCGGGAAACCUGUCCGUGUUCAUUGACGGUAUUGAUGCGACGAGUGGUUCAUACAACAGAUCGCUGGACCUAUUUUCUGGCUUGCAUACGACGACCUAUGAAUUCAAUGACACGACGAUCACGACUACCGUGUAUUGCAGCUACCCAGACCAGGUCUGUGUCUACAGCGUCGCCUCUUCACAAACGCUGCCUCAAGUGUCCAUAUUACUCGAAAACCAGGUUACCAGUAACCCAGACGGUCUUAAUCUGACCUGUGGUUCCGACUACGCGCGUCUGACCGGCUUGACGCAGAACAGCGAUCCAGUGGGAAUGAAAUUGGACAUCAUUGCUCGGAGCAGUACCAGCGGCGUCUGUGAUAGCUCAAGUGGAACUCUUGUUGUCUCUGCGAGCAAUAGCACAAGCCUAACAAUAGUCAUUGGAGCAGGAACAGACUACGACCAAACGAAAGGUACGAGUGUCGAGAACUACUCGUUCAGGGGCGAUGAUCCAUCGUCCUAUGUGGAAGAGGUCACAGCAGCAGCUAUCAAGAUACCCGAGCCAGACCUUCGAAGCGCCCACAUCUCCGACUACAGCAGCCUGAGCGGGGCGUUUACCUUGAACCUACCAGAUACCCAGGGGUCUACUAGGACCGAGCUUGCUAAGGUCAUGGACGGCUAUAACUCCAGUCUUACCGAGGGUAAUCCUUUUCUGGAGAAACUGAUGUUUGAUUAUGGCCGUCAUCUGCUCAUCUCCUCAUCUCGAGCCAACAGUCUUCCGCCUAAUCUGCAGGGUGUAUGGUCAGAGCAAGACAGUGCCGCCUGGUCGGGCGACUACCACGCCAACAUCAACCUGCAGAUGAACAUGUGGCCAGCUGAACAGACGGGUCUGGGCGACGUGCUUGUCUCGGUAUGGAAUAUGAUGUCGAAUACAUGGGUUCCUCGUGGCACCGAGACGGCUGAGCUUCUUUACGGCGCUGAUGGGUGGGUGACUCACAACGAGAUGAAUAUCUUCGGACAUACCGGAAUGAAAGACUGGCCUACCUCCUCCGACUACGCCAUCGCUCCGGCCUGGAUGAUGCAGCAUGUAUGGGACCACUUCGACUAUUCGCAAGACGUCGACUGGUGGCAGCAACAGGGAUGGCCGCUCCUCAAAGGAACAGCCGAGUUCUGGUUAUCCCAACUCCAAGCCGAUGCAUACUACAACGACAGCUCACUUGUUGUGAAUCCUUGCACGUCCCCAGAGCACGGCCCUGUGACAUUUGCUUGCGCUCACUGGCAGCAGCUCAUCUACCAGGUCUUUGAGAGUACACUCGCUGGCGGCGACGCAGCAGGCGAGACCGAUGAAGCGUUCUUGGCCGACGUAACCACGAAGCUGGCCGCUUUGGACAAGGGGCUGCACAUCGGGACCCACGGAGAAAUCAAAGAAUGGAAAGCGCCCGAGUCCGUUUACGAAGACUCCGAGAUAUACCAGCAUCGCCAUCUCAGCCACCUGGUCGGUUGGUACCCCGGAUGGUCCAUCCCCUCGUUCCAGGGGGGUUACACAAACGAGACGAUCCAGCGAGCAGUGAACAUCACGCUCACUGACCGCGGGACCGGCCACGCGGAUGGGGAUGCGGGCUGGUCCAAGGCGUGGCGAUCCGCCUGCUGGGCUCGUCUGAAUAACAGCGACGAGGCUUAUUACGAGUUCAGGUACACGAUCGAUGAGAACUUUGGCAGCAACGGCCUUUCGAUGUAUACCGGCGACGGCACCACUGAGCCGAGCCCGCCAUUCCAGAUUGAUGCGAACUUUGGAAUUGUUGGCGCUGUGCUCAGUAUGCUUGUGGUGGACAUGCCGCUUGCGAGCGGUAGCCAGGAAGAGCGUACUGUGGUGCUUGGCCCUGCUAUACCUGCAGCUUGGGCGGGUGGCAGUGUUCAGGGGCUCCGGAUCCGUGGUGGAGGUAGUGUGGGCUUCUCUUGGGACGAGCGGGGCGUUGUUAAUAAUGUGUCUGCGAAGGGUCUCAGUGAGAAUGUUCGGCUCGUCAACGUGGAGGGGCUGAUGUUUGAUUAA